Messenger RNA from Chara braunii, 1370 nucleotides. Lineage: Eukaryota; Viridiplantae; Streptophyta; Charophyceae; Charales; Characeae. The record is from the annotation of a GenBank genome assembly.
ACGUCAGUUUGAUCGCCUUCGACUGUACAGUGUGCGCAUGCCUUCCGUUGGACGACCAUACGUUGUCGGCGUUCAAGGUCGCCAUCGCCGUAGCUUGUCGCCGUUCGCAGUGGUGGCGUCCACGUUUCUUCACGGAGGCGGGAUAUCGUCSUUCCGCGUGGCRGUGUUUGCGGAGUUUUGGYGGUUGACGUGGGUUCCGSUGUCGUCGAUGGAAGAGGCGUCCGGGAUGGUUAUUGACGGCGUUGUCAGGGGUCGUGCUUUAACGACAGAUGAGAGGACGGCUAUCGCUGCGGCGGUGAAUGUCGUCCUCUAUCGUUGUCAAGUGGAAAGAACCGCGGGGAAGAUCAAAGCAGCUGCUCGCGCGCGACGGAAGGUGACGGCACUGGCGAGCAACGGUGAAGGCUUGGACCUGGGAGCACUUUCGGACGCCGUCCUCCAGGUGUGCUACGUGUUGGGGUGCGGCGCCUUUCUGAGGGCGACUCCAAGAUGGUGGAUGAAGCGGCGGAAGGGAGGAACAUGGGAGGACCUGCGCCAAAGCGACGACGCCACCGACGACUACUUCAGAGACAAGCUCCGAAUAGUGCCUUUGCAGCCGGAUCACAUCGUGGCGUACGCUCUCUAUAGGUGGGCGUCAGCGUACCUGGACAAGAUUUCGUGGCCCACUGGCUUGCAGAAGGCGGUCGUGUUGCGCGCGUUUGCAGACAAGGGAUUUCCAAAUUGCCACGGGUGCAUCGACUGCACCCACAUCUACGUGGACAAACCCGCCAACGCGAACGAGGAGGACUACUGUGAUCAGAAGAGGCGAUUCUCUGUGCAGGCGCAGGUUGUCGUCGACAUGAAUUUGCGUGCUGGACGUCUUCGUCGUGUCCGAACAAAUGGAUACUUGCUCGGUGACAACGGCUAUCCCCAGUCGGAAUGGAUUGUCGUCCCGUAUGGAGGUCUCGUGCAGCAUCCCACGGAGGCACGGUUCGACAACAAGCAAAAGACGGCGAGGGGAGCGGUAGAGAGGGCGUUUGGAAGAUUGAAGGGCAUGUGGAGGUUAUUMCUGCGCACGCACAAGUGCAACAUGGACACGUUGCCGCAACMGUUCAUCGCGGUGUGCAUCCUCCACAACAUACUGAUCGACGCAGGCAUUCCCUUCGACGACAACCUGUUGUGGGAGGUCGGUCCGGAUGGCGUCCGACGCAGGGUGGAUCCGGGCAUGCAUGCGCCGCUGCGUCCUGUUUGCAUGGAGUCGUCGACCGGGGACGCGCUCAUUUUGCGGGAUGCGUUGGCGGAGAGGAUGGGUGCGCAGUGAGGAUGGGUGGUUGUGGGAGUGGAGAGUCGAAGACGGUCGUGAUGCGGCGAGAUAUCGGAGCAUACUGAAGUGG